AUGGAGAACUAUCCAUCUUAUCAAAGACCGCUGGACGAACCAAUAUGGGGAAGAAGCAGCUACGAUAUUCAUCACAGUACAGCGCCGAUGCAGUCAAGCAGCGUGUUAACCCAGUCGCCUUGUCCUCACCACACAACUGUUGUGCAGUCGUCUUCAAAACCUCCUGCCGAAUCCGAUAUUUAUAGGGUGGGCAUAUAUGGUUGGAGGAAGCGUUGUUUGUACUUUUUUAUUUGCACACUUACCAUUGUUGUUAUCCUGAAUCUUAUGGUUACCGUAUGGUUGCUUAGAGUGCUAGAUAUAUCCCAAGAAGGAAUGGGAGCUAUGAAAAUUGGUGAUGACAGUCUACGUAUAAUAGGUGAGGCUCAAUUCGAAAGGCCAGUACGAUUUAACGAACUUUCCACAUCAUUGGGCGGAACGCUAAAAAUCGAAUCAUCUGAAGGUGUUAAUAUAAUUGCACGAAAUGUAACGGCACAUCAAACAGCUUCAUUAAAUAUGAAAUCAGAUGGGACAACGGAAGCAAUCUGUGACCAGUUUGAGAUCUGGGACAACUCUAAGAAGAAGAUAUUUUUUGCGAAUUCCAAAGAAGUUGGCAUGAAGCUUGAAAAUCUACAUAUUUUAGAUGACGGCGGAAGCAUAUUUGAAGGGGCAAUACAGACGGACUUAGUACGUCCACUUUCGAAUAAGCCAUUGAGUCUUGAAUCGCCCACUCGAAGUCUGAAAUUAGAUGCAGGACAGGACAUUGAGUUGAAUAGUGCAGCUGGAGAGAUCCAGUUGUCAUCACUAAACGACAUCACUCUUUCUUCAAAAAAGGGAGCAAUUCGAUUAGAAUCCAACGACAUUUUCAUAUCUGGAUUACCAAAAUUUGAGGGUCGAACGGGAAUUUCACAUUUCCAACUUUGUAUGUGCGAUAAUGGUCGACUGUUUCUUUCAGCCCAGGGGGCAGAUUGUCGUGCUGAGAGUCAAAUAUGCGGUUGA
Molecule: messenger RNA, 975 nt
Organism: Enterobius vermicularis (human pinworm)
Lineage: Eukaryota; Metazoa; Nematoda; Chromadorea; Rhabditida; Oxyuridae
Source: the annotation of a GenBank genome assembly